Messenger RNA from Penicillium malachiteum, 1077 nucleotides. RefSeq lists its product as uncharacterized. Bases 1 to 1077 code for a protein of 358 amino acids. The transcript has 2 exons. The record is from RefSeq and is a predicted model, not a curated record. NCBI's taxonomy places the organism in Eukaryota, Fungi, Ascomycota, Eurotiomycetes, Eurotiales, Aspergillaceae.
AUGUCGGGUGACGUGCAGAUCGGCAUCCAGGCAGAAAAGCAACAGGACCACACGUGCCCGUUCUUCGUCCAACUACUGAACCAUGGCGACCCAUCAACCCCUAACGACUACCCACUUCACCCGAUAUUUCCUGCUUCCUACCGCACCACGUCGGAAAACUUGGCUGCUCCCACCGAGGAUAUCGCGGCGUGCGUUCAAAAGGAACUUGAUCUACGUAGACUUCAGAUCAUCAUCACCCGGCUGUGGAUCGUCGGUCGCCCGACACCGCCACGCUCAUUACACCACCAGCUCCUCCUCUCGCGCGAUAUAUUCAUCACAGAGCAAAUUGACAUGCAUCUCGUAUGGACCAGUGGCCGAAUAUUCAUCAAACCGGUUCCGCGCUUCCUUCUUGUGCCUCGCUUCUGGAUUGACCACCUCUCCUGUCUGCCGUGUUGCACCUGCACCCGCUCUCCAAGGCGGGCCAGCUCGGCUGGAAAUACGCUUUUGAAUGACGGCCUAUGUGAUCGCCGGAGGCUAUGGAGGUCAGCGCUUGGAUUCCUGUUUUCUUAUACCGCCCUGGUCUCGCAUGAGAGCGACUUCGCGAUCGCUCAGGAGAAAAAACUAAUACCCACUGAGGUAUCCUGGGCAGACUGGACAAGCCUGGUCAAGCAGGUCCUCGCUACGGAUCAUCUAUACCAAAAAAUCGAUGCGCGAUUCAUCUACGGUGAGCUCCGUCUGAGUCGGCUUAACAAGAUAUACAGAUUCACCCGAUCAUCGUUCCUGCAUGGUUACAUGUCGCAGUGGAAUCGAUACGGCGACUUCUUCCAGAACAAUCUUGCCUGGCUGGCCGCUGCUACGGUCUAUAUCGCCCUCGUUCUGACAGCAAUGCAAGUUGGUUUGGCGACUGAUGCCCUCGCUGAAAAUAAGGCAUUUCAGUCAGCGUCGUAUGGAUUUACAGCCUUCUCCAUUCUUGGCCCCCUCAUCGCCUUUAGCCUCAUCAUACUUACGUUCUGCUACAUGUUUAUCAACAACUGGAUUAGUACAUUGGCGUACCAAAAGAAGAGAUUUAAUGAUAUCCAACGGGCGCAGGGAGUAUAA